CACCGCAUUUCACGUGACUCUCUACAGCCGGCGCCAAUCGCGCGACGCCCUGCUCUCCCAGUCUUGAAUCUUGACCAUCUCCUCGAAAGUGCAAACUCCCAUCUCGGCUUGCGCACUAGCUUUGCUGCAUAUCCUUCACUUGUCUUCACCGAUAGUUUUCUCGGGAACUGCUUCUGCGGUGCACAGCCCGCACCAUUUCCGGCCUGCUUCUUCUGGUGCUGCAUCCUUCACUGAGCUCUCGCAGUCUUCUUCCUGCUUACCGCGCAUUCUCAGCCUCUGAUUCCGAACAAUGGCUACCGGCAAAGCCAAGAAGGCGGCCGUACCCGUCUCGCGACCCACAGUCGUCCCUGCGCCGCCGUCGGCACCUAUGCCAAUGGCCGACCCCACGCCCGCACCCACGGUGAACGGCAAGAAGAAGAAGAAAAAGAAGACCAAGGGAAACCUCGACCCCGCCUUCCAGGGCAUGGUGUUCGAGGACAGGCUGUACGGCGAGGACGACGACAUCCAGGCGCAGCUGGUGAGUGCGGAGUCCGAGACGCGGUCUCCAGAGUCCCUGCACUUGUCCACGGCCGCCUCGCUCGAGUCCGUGCACCUGUCCACGACCGCGUCGCUCUCUGCAUCGCUCGCCGCCGUCGCCCGCCAGAAUCCGGGGAUGGUGACAGAAGCGGACCUGGCCGCCACAGUAAACCACCUCACGCGCGGGAUCGAGCCGGACGCGGAGGGCCGGUUUGACGAGGAGUACCUGGAGCAGUUGCCGGACCACAUACGGAGCUUUGUACGGAACACUUACUUGCAUCUGAGCGCGUAUGGUGACGGCGACGAAAAGACGCAGGCGAUGUAUGCGAUCGCGCAGCAAAUCCACGCCGGCGCGGGCGGUGGCGGCGCGAAGAACAGCAUGCGGUACGCGGCGGGCGCGUACCCGACGACGGUGCCCUUCGACCCGGCAAUGUUCUCGGACCCGGCGUUCAGCCUGGCGAUGGAGCAGGCGGCGGCGGCGAACGGGCUGCACCCCCUCGGAGAGGGCGACGCGCUCUCGCCGACGAACGUCGUGCUGCUGAACGAGUACGGCGAAGAAGGCUACGCGGAGGACGACUACUACAGCGAGGACGAGCUCGACGACUUCGACGACGUCGACGACGUUCGUCGCGCGGCGGCAACGUACGCGCGCGACGCGCCGCCGUCGAGCGGAGGCGGCGGCGGGUUCGGCCCGGAAUAUAUGCCAGGGCGAAAGAAAAAGCCGAAGAAAAAGAAACGACAGCCACCGCGGCCGGCCAGCGCGGAGGCCCCCGGCCGGCUGCGGCCGGAGACGCCGGGCGACGCGGCUGUGGGAAAUUCGCCGCCGCCAUCCUCUGCUCACAACUCAAUGCCGACCGCGCGACCUCCGCCGUCGUCCAACCCUCCGCCGUCGUCGCGCGCGGCGGGCAAGCAGCCUAUGUCCUAUGCUGCCCCCGCGCCAGCCGCCAACCCACCCCCUAGUCGUCGCGCAGCCUCCAAGGCCCCCAUUACCUCCCACGCGUACCAGCAUAAUCAUACUCAUCACCAUCCAUCGCCACCAUCUUCGAACGCCUCCGCACCUCACAAACCGCGUCCCCCAGCGAACGGAACAGGAGGGGGAGGUACGGCGAAAAAUAACAAGAUAUGGAGUACGAGCACGACAGAGGAGCGGGAGCGCAUCAAAGACUUCUGGCUUGGGCUGGGCGAGGAGGAGCGUCGGAAUCUCGUGAAAAUCGAGAAAGAAGCCGUCCUCAAGAAGAUGAAGGAGCAGCAGAAGCACAGCUGUAGUUGCGCUGUCUGCGGUAGGAAGCGGAGUGCAAUAGAAGAAGAGCUGGAGGUACUGUACGAUGCUUAUUAUGAGGAGCUAGAACAGUACGCGAACUACCAGCAGCGCUACAUCUCCUCUGGCGGCACGCUCCCUCCUCCGCAAGGCCCAGGACCCUUCCCAGGCAGCGUUGAGCUCGACAAGAACGGUGUCGUCAUUGAUCCCCAUGCUCCCGCCCAUCCCGCCACACGCCCGAAAGGCGCCGUCAUGACCAAUGGCCGCAAGCCCGUCAAGCCGCCCGAGAGCGAGUUUGAUGAGGACGACGGUGAGGAGGAUGAGUAUGAGGAGGAGGAGUACGACGAUGAGGAGGACGAUGAAGAGGAGGAAGAGGAGGACGAGGAGGUGGAUGCGGCAGACGAGGACGACGUCAAGCCACAACCCGAUCGGCGGGCGCCGUCCCAUCGGCGACGCGCCAUGCCCAACGGGACAAAGGCGAACGGCCGUGAUGGUUUGGGCCACUUUGGCAACAGCCUCACUGUCACAGGAGCAGGUAACAUCCUCACCGUGGCCGAUGACCUGCUGAAGAACGACGGCCAGAAGUUUCUCGAGAUGAUGGAGCAGCUGGCUGAGCGGCGGAUGCAGCGCGAGGAUGAGGCUGUGCAGGACGUCGAGGAUGAGAGCGAGGAUGAGGAUGAUGACGAGGGAGAUGAGGAUGACGAGGACGAUGACGAGGACGAUGAAGAUGAGGACGAGGAGGAGGUGAUGACGGAGGAGCAGAAGAUGGAGGAAGGCAAGCGGAUGUUCUCCAUCUUUGCAGCACGAAUGUUCGAGCAGCGGGUGCUCCAGGCGUACCGUGAAAAGGUCGCACAGGAGCGCCAGUUGCAACUCCUUCGCGAGCUCGACGAGGAGGACAAGAACAGCAAAGAAAAGGAGGCCAAGAAACAGACGCAGAACCAGAAGAAGAAGGAGAAGAAGCGUCAGCAGAAGCUUGCGAAGGAUGAGGAGCGCGCGGCCAAGGCGGCUGAGAAGGCAGCCGAGGACGCAGAACUUAAGGCAAAGCAGACGGCGCAGGAGGAGGAGCAGCGUAAGAAGCGCGAGGAGGAGCGUGCACGCCGUGAAGCGGUGCGGAAAGCGGCCGAGGAGGAGAAGCAUCGCAAAGAGGAGGAACGGCGGAAGCGCCUAGCUGAAGAGCGCGAACGCGAGGCAGAACGGGAACGCAAGCGCAAGGAGCAGGAGGAGAAGCGCAAAGCAGAGCGGCGGGCGCAGGAAGAACGCGAGCGCAAGGUACGCGAGGAGCGCGAAGCCAAGGCUGCCGCCGAGCGCGCCGUUGCUGCUGCUGCGAAGCGCGAACGAGAAGAGAAGGAGCGCAAGGAACGGGAGGAACGGCUGGCGAAGGAGCGCGAGGAGAAGGAGAAAGCCGAGAGGGAAAGGGUGGAGAAGGAGAAGGCAGAGCGAGAGGCGCGUGAGCGCGAGCGUGCAGCUCAGCAACAGCAACAGCAGCAGCGCGCAGCCUCGCGCAAUGCACGUCCACCUACUUCGCCUCGGAAUGCUAACACAGCAGGGCCCUCUCAGCGGUCGCCAAACCACGCUGCGCCGUCGAAGAAGAUCCUUAACAAGCCUACGCCCGCCCAGCAACCCGCCACUCCCGCUCCUCCCAUCAUUCAGCCACCUCGUCCUCAGCAGCCCCGCGUGACGGUGGUGACGAACCAUACCGCGCCGCAGCCGAUGCCUGCCCAUGUUCCGAACCACCUCUCUCCCCAAGGGCCUCCCAUGUUCUCACCGGGUGUGAUGCCUCCUGUAAUGUCUCCACGCGGACCGUUCACGCCAGGUCCCUUCGGUAUGGGCCCUGGUCCGUCGAUGCAGCAGGGCCCGCCACCGCCUCUGGGGCCAUCCGCGAUGCCGCGAACCUUCGGCAACGGCAUACCGUACGAUGCGCCGUUUGUACGGAACGUGCCUCCGCCUGCUCCCAUUGCUCCGCCCUCCGCCAUUGCACCACCAACUCCUAUCGGUCCUCCAGCACCUAUUGCGCCUCCCAACCGAGCCUCUGGCAAUGCAGUGACCUCGCCGACGCAUCUCACUCCCAGUACGAGUCGUCUUCCUGCGGCCGAUCCUGGUCCCAUCACUCGCCCGAUUGCGCCCAUCGCGCCCAUUGCGCGACCGUCCGCUGACGCGUCGGGCUCCGGUUCCACAUCACCAAGUCGUCGCUCGCCCAGUCCAAAGGGUGUGCUAGGCUCAUCUGCGCUCGCUGCGGACGACGAUGAGGUUGUGCAGGCACCGAGUCGCCGCGCUGUUGCCCCCGCUCCAGUAGGAGGAGGAUGGGGAAGCCCACGUAGCUCGGGUCCCGACAUGCGUGGCCCCUGGGGGGCCCCUGGGCCUCAUGGACCGCCUGGCUUUGCAUCUAAUCGUCCGCCGCCUCCCAUUGGACAUCCGAUCUGGACAUCGAACCCUGAGUGGCACCCUUCGACACCUUUCUUCGCUAAUGCUUUCACUGCUCACAACCCUUCGCCUCCUCCUCACAGUGGUAGUUGAGUGCAUUUUGACGGUCCUUUCUGUUACCCACUUCAUAUCGCAUCUUACCUGCAAUGAUCCUUAUUGACCCGCAUGACACUGACAACAAUAUAAAUGCAUUAAA
Molecule: messenger RNA, 4391 nt
Organism: Fomitopsis serialis
Lineage: Eukaryota; Fungi; Basidiomycota; Agaricomycetes; Polyporales; Fomitopsidaceae
Product: salt tolerance down-regulator-domain-containing protein
Exons: 5
Coding region: 290-4288 (1332 amino acids)
Source: RefSeq, a predicted model, not a curated record